Myripristis murdjan (pinecone soldierfish) is the source of this 5829-nucleotide messenger RNA. RefSeq names its product ankyrin repeat domain 50-like (gene ankrd50l). Gene Ontology annotation, molecular function: protein binding. The record is from RefSeq and is a predicted model, not a curated record. The transcript has 5 exons. NCBI's taxonomy places the organism in Eukaryota, Metazoa, Chordata, Actinopteri, Holocentriformes, Holocentridae. Bases 823 to 5139 code for a protein of 1438 amino acids.
UGCAGGAGCGCGUUUUUGUCGCAAACGGAGUAAAAUUGGGGACUAGGUCUGGUCUAUUGAUUCUCCGCGGCGUAGACCCUGCCCGAUUAUUGAGGUCAGUCAGUUAAAACGUACACAUUAUUACUCCAUUGUGUCUUAUAGGAAAUAAGACAUUAUGAGAAUACAGUGGGCUAAACGAAUGCAGCUUAUUUCCAUAGACAGCGUCAGCAAGCCAGCGCCACAGGAAACAGCUGGUCAGCAUGCACAGGAUCACCUGUAGAAUGGACGGUCGAUGAGAAUGUAGUGAAGCCAAAUUGACUGCCUUUGAUAUCAUGUGAAUGCUGUAUUUACAGUAACUGGUCCUUGUUGCAGUGAUUGCAGACAUUGGGUGGCUUGGAGAAUUUCAUAGCAUUGUGGUUGUACAUGGAAGGGUGGAAAUGAUCUCCAGUCAACUGUCAUCAUAAGACGGGGAUAUAAGCAACAUAGGAAUCCCAGGUGAGGCAUUAUGAGCAGUGCUAAUCACAGAUCCUUCUCUUCUUCUGAGGACAAACUCAAGAUGGUAGAGAAACUCUGAUUAACUGGAAGAUGAAGAGCUGAAUCAUUUUUACGACACGUGAACAUCCAGCGGACUUGAGCUUUCUCUGACCUGCACUUUUGACAGCCUUACCUUUAAAUGUCAGGGAAAGGACUGUUCCUGAUGACAGUCAUAUGCCUGAUGCAACAUUUUCAGGAACUGACAGCCUGAGGAAAUACACAGGCAUUGCUCAGAGUUGCAGCCAUAGCCCAAACUGAAAACCCGAGUAAAACAGAGCAGAACAUGGGACGUGGAGGUCAAAGCAAUGCAUGGUUCCCUGGAUGUCUAACCCCCAGGGCUCAAUGAGUAGCAGUGGAUUUGGCAGCAGCUCCAGCUUGCUCCAGGGCCGACGUUUCUACUGUCGGGAAUGGGCUCUGGACAAGCUGCAGCGUUGCCUGGAUGCCCGCUCUACCCCUGGCCGACCUCCGGGGCUGCUGGUGAUGGGGGGCCCUGGCGCAGGGAAGACUGCCCUAUGCACCGAAGUAGUGUAUCCCACCUCUGAGACAGGGCGCGCAGUUGGGCUGGCACCACGCUGCCUGGCCUGCCACUUCUGCCAGGGAGAGGACCAGAGAAGUUUAGUUCUUUGGAGAUUUGUUCUUGGCCUGGUGGAACAAUUAAGGACCUCACCUCUCCUCUCUCCUGCGUACAAGGAGAUCCUAGACACCCCUUCAGUGUCCUCCACUCUGGAGCCUCUCCACUGUCAAAGGGACCCCGAUGACACUUUCAGAAGGGCAGUAUUGGGUCCCCUGUCGGAGCUUCCUCCUCCUGUGCAGACUCUGAUGAUGGUUGUGGACUCUCUGGACUCAGGUUAUAGGGCCGAGGAUGGAGGUGGCCGAGCUGGAGAGCCCCCAGGAAAGAGCAGCACCAUCGCAGAACUCCUUGCCAAUCAUCAACAUUUGCUGCCCAGCUGGCUGCUGCUGGUCUGCUCUGUCCGCCGCCAGAACAAAGCUGUGUGCAAGAUGUUCUCAGGUUUUCGUAAACUGUGUCUGGAUGACUUGCGGAAGCCCCCACCAGUCCGUGAUGUGCAGCAGUACAUCCUUCACCGGCUCGACCAGGAAGGUGCACUUCGUCGUCAACUCACACCCGAGACGGCUGACAUGCUGAAUCUACUGCACAUCAAGAGUGGUGGCUGCUUUAUUUUCCUUGAACGAGUACUCGAUGGAGUGGCAACCGCCCUGGUUGGCUUGCGGGAGAUCCGGGACAUUCCUGGAACGCUUAAUGGCCUCUACCUGUGGCUGUGCCAGAAACUCUUCCCACGUGGUCUCUUUGUCCAAGUCAGGCCUCUCCUCAAUGCUCUUUUGGCUACACCAAGCCCCCUCACACCACAGCAGCUGUUCACAGCAGUAUGGACCCAGGACACCUCCCUAAGCCUCCAGGACUUCCAGAGCAAAUUCCAGAUCCUCACACCUCUCCUAAUUGAUGGCCCAAGGGGCAGCAAGAUACUUUUUCAUACCAGCUUCGCUGAAUGGCUGAUGGAUAUCAAGUACUGUACUCAGAAGUACUUGUGUAGCAUAACAGAGGGUCACAGCAUGCUUGCUAUGGCUAUAACAUUGCAAGGCCCCCACUUGACCACAGAGGAAACCUGCCAGCUCGGAACCCAUCUGGUCUACUCUGGAUUGCACAAGGACAACCCUUCAUUAUUGUCAUUGUGGAUGCUCUGGGCUGGUGUGCCCACUCUCAAUCCUAGCUUGAGCCCCAGUUUGCCCGGUCUUUCUCCUAGUGUCCAGUCCUCCUCAUUAACUCAGCCUCCUGUUCUGGUCAGUCAAGAAGUCCUACAACUUUUAAUGAAGAGUGGGCUCUUCUCCCCAUCUUGUUCCCCAGAUAUAGGGCCAAGAAUAGGAGUGCAUUGUAUAGGUGAAGGGGGUACCAUUGCACAACAGAAAUUAGAAAGGCAGGAGUCUGUAAACAUGCUUCUGGAGAGUGGGGUUUGUAUAAAUCAAAUUAAUUCUACUGAUGGACGGACCAUGCUUGCCAGUGCAGCCCAUGAGGGCUCCGCAGAUGUAGCCAACCUGCUCCUGACCCGAGGAGCAGAUCCAUUGAUCAGUGACCAUCAGGGUCAAACACCACUGACCUUAGCCUCCAGGCAGGGUUAUGUCAAGGUGCUGUCAGUGCUCCUGGACUGGGCUAAGAUCCAGGUGCCAGAAACAACAGUGAGAAUGGUGGAGCACGUAGAUAGUGAGGGCUGGACGGCAUUGCGAUCUGCAGCAUGGGGAGGGCACAACGAGGCAGUGCGACUUCUGCUAGAUGCAGGGGCCGAUGUGGAUGGAUGUGAUGGUGAGGGCCGGACUGCUCUUAGGGCAGCAGCCUGGGGGGGUCACGAGGAAGUCCUCCUGACCCUACUAGACCAUGGUGCACAGGUAGACAAGGCUGACUGUGAAGGCCGCACACCUCUUAUUGCUGCUGCCUACAUGGGACAUCGUGAGGCCGUGGAAAUCUUGCUGGACCACGGUGCAGAAGUUGACCUAGCUGACGGAGAUGGGCGCACUGCCCUGUCAGUGGCUGCUCUCUGUGCUCCAACAGCAGCAGGGGUCAAAGGUUAUGGAGAAGUAGCCAGUCUGUUACUAGAGUGGGGAGCUGGUCCAGGACACCGGGACCAUGAUGGGAUGACGCCACUGCUUCUUGCAGCCUAUGAGGGCCAUGAAGAAAUUGUUGAGCUGCUCUUAGAAGCUGGUGCUGAUGUAGAUGAGACUGCUGGCCAUGAUGCAAAUGCCCUUGCUGCAGCUGCUGUUACUCCACUGUUGGCUGCUGCAGCUAUGGGUCAUAUCAGGACAGUGAGCCGUGUUCUUUUCUGGGGGGCAGCUGUGGAUGCAAUUGAUAGUGAAGGGAGGACAGCACUCAGUUUGGCAGCAGCAAGAGGCAGUGUAGAGGUUGUACGUGCCCUGUUGGAUCGAGGCCUUGAUGAGAACCACAAGGAUGACCUAGGCUGGACUCCAUUGCAUGCUGCUGCCUGUGAGGGCCAUCGGGCUGUGUGUGCUGUCUUGACAGAGCGGGGAAGCAUGGCACGGGUAGGAGAGAUGGACAUUGAAGGACGCACUCCGCUUAUAUUGGCUGCACAGGAAGGCCACUGCAGCACAGCCAGGCUGUUGUUGGACAGACGUUCUCCUAUUGAUCAUAGGGCCUAUGAUGGACAUUCUGCUCUAACUGCUGCCCUCCUGGAAGGCCAUGCUGAGGUGGCAGAGCUGCUUAUGAGACGAGGGACAGACACUGAUGUCCGGGAUGCAGAGGGACGGCCUUUGCUCUAUCUCUUGGUGCUAGAAGGUCACCUUAAAAUGGCUGCUCUCCUCAUGGAGAAAGGAGGGGUACCCCUGGAAUCCCGGGACUCGGAGGGACGUACAGCACUUCAUGCAGCAUCUUGGCAGGGAAAUGUGGAGAUGGUAGAACUACUUUUGAGGCAUGGAGGUGACCCCAACGCACAGGAUACAGAGGGGAGGCCAUCAUUGCAUUCAGUGGCAUGGAAAGGACAUGUUGAAGUGGGAAGGCUUCUCCUUGCGGCCAAGGGUAUUAAGGUAGACUUAGCCUGCCGCCAACAGGGAGCAACAGCUCUGAGCAUAGCUGCCCAAGAGGGACACACUAACAUUGUUGCCAUGCUUCUGGAGAAAGGUGCAAACCCUGACCACAUGGACAAAUAUGGCCGUAGCCCAGUCAAAGUAGCUGGGAAACGUGGGCACUUUACCAUUGUCAGGCUCUUGGAGAGCUAUGGAGCCAAGCCAUACCCAAGUCUGCUCCCCACCUCCAAUCUUCUCUCACCUACAAAGACCAACAUGAAGAGCCCCUCUUCAGCCAGCUUGGGGAGUAGUAGUGGUGAAGGUGGCACCACAGUGCCAACUCCAUCAGGAGGAGCAGUGGCCAACUCCACCUCUUCGACAUCCUCCCCUGGUUCUACGGCUGAGCGAUUCCACUCCAUGCAGAGCUCCCAGACCUCAUCUACUUGCCACUCCUUGGCUACUGUGCAGACAGUGCCCGCAGACACGCUGAGCUUCACCCAGCAGAUCCAACAGCACUCACUGCCCCGCAGUCGUAGCCGUCACUCUACCCUCCCUCCACCAGGGAGUUCAGCCAUGGGCAGCCUCCAUAGGAGCAGCCAGAGGCAUCGUGAGAGCAGCCCUCCCCCGACCAUUUGCACAAUUACCGCCAUGGUGCACAACUGCGAACUGCCUCAGAAGGGCUUAUCUUCUGGGUUUGACUACCCCAAAAUACUGAAGACCCCAAAUUCAAACCUUAUAAAAGCAGACAGGGCUCAGUACGGAGGGGGUAAAUGGCACUCUGUUAUGGCUUCCCUCGGGGUAAUGCCAGGUCAGGAUUGCCCCCUGCGAACUGCAAAAAGCAGAGAAAGUCCACCACUAGGCUACCCCUAUCAGCUGCAAAGCCCACCUCAAGGGAAUGCUUGGGAUUCUGGACCUCAGAAGAACAUUCUGACACCCUCCUGCUACAGUUUUGCAGCAGUCCCACCUUCUAGUGCCUUGCCAGAUGAUCCCAUGAUUGCUAUGACAACCACAGACCCCCAGCUCAAUCUGAAACAGGCCAUCAAGUUGCAGUUUGAGGGUCCCACCAGUGCAGCCUUAUAUAAGAGAGAGACACCCCUGUGAAUGAUGCUAAAGUGGAGGUGGACAUUUUUGCUGUUCAAGCGGCAGUUUAGACUGUGGAUAAUGGCUUUCUGGGGUCAGAUGAAAGAGUAAGGGAUCUCUCGUCACCCUCUGCCCCACCUAUCCUCUCCCCCUUCUGAGGAGAAGAGGAAGAAGGAGCUGAAAGACAUCAAAGCUGUUUACAUUCCAGCCUUUCCAGUGCCUGUUGUGUAUGUUGGGCAGCUGUUGUUGGACACAUGCUCUCCUGUCCUUUGCGCACACACAGAAACAUGCACUCUACCUCUAUCUCUGUGAAUGAAUGUCACAGACAUCUACAAACUCAUUCACUAAAUGCAAAUGUUGGUUUAUUAUUCAUAACAUUACACUGUCAUGUCAUUUUCAGCAUUUCUAAUGUUUUCUAGCAUCACAUGUUGAGACUUUAAACAUGUCAUGCUACAACAAAUAUAUGUAAGCAAAGACAUGUAGAUGCAUUGUAAAUGAUAUCCCAUCAUCCUUCACUUCUUCUAUAGUAAUGGUCUCAGCACAGUGGUCAGGCAGACAAUGUGAUAUCUGUCUUUAGAUACUCCCUUUUUUCUCAUCUGGGCCAUCAUUGUGUCAAAACUAUUUGUGGUGUUUGUUUUUAAUCUGACACUAGAGCUUACAGCAGGAGUUUGGUGCUGCACCAGUAAUCAAUCAACUUCUUCACAACUGUAG